Messenger RNA from Gastrolobium bilobum, 1730 nucleotides. RefSeq names its product BRAP2 RING ZnF UBP domain-containing protein 2. Gene Ontology annotation, cellular component: cytoplasm. NCBI's taxonomy places the organism in Eukaryota, Viridiplantae, Streptophyta, Magnoliopsida, Fabales, Fabaceae. Gene Ontology annotation, molecular function: ubiquitin protein ligase activity; zinc ion binding. The record is from RefSeq and is a predicted model, not a curated record. Bases 54 to 1478 code for a protein of 474 amino acids. The transcript is spliced from 12 exons. Gene Ontology annotation, biological process: protein ubiquitination; Ras protein signal transduction.
UCCAUUGAAGAAACCAAAUUGGUGUGUGUGUGUGUGGGGUGAAGUGUAUAGCGAUGUGGUGUUCCAGCACAGCGAGUGAGGAGGAGCCCAGUGAAUCUUCUUCGUCGUCCUUUUCAACAUCCUUGUUCAAUUUCUCUUCUGGAAACCCUAGAAUCGAGGAGACCCGUGGCCUCAUGCAUCUUUUCCCCGACGAUGCUCCUUCUUCUCUUCCCGUUGGACGGAAGCCCCUUGUGUGUGUUGUUGGUGUGCCAAAUCACAUGACCUAUGCCGAUUUCUGCCAGUUCUGUGGUUCAUUUAUUCAUCAUAUCCUUGAGAUGCGCAUUGUCAGGAUGGAUGGGAUGGAGGAUCAGUACAGUGUUUUAAUUCGUUUUGAUGACCAAAACUCUACAGACAGUUUCUACAAGCACUACUCUGGCCACCGUUUCUCAUCUCUCGAGGUUGAGGUUUGCCGUGUUCUUUUCACAUUAGAUGUGCAAUACACUGGUUCAAUUGAACAUGCACAACCAUCCAAUGCUACUUCAACUGAACAGCCUACAUGUCCCGUGUGCCUUGAGCGAUUAGAUCAAGACACGAGUGGAAUCCUUACAACUAUAUGCAAUCAUUCUUUCCAUUGUUCAUGUAUUUCGAAAUGGGCAGAUUCUUCUUGUCCUGUAUGCCGCUAUUGCCAGCAGCAAGCAGAAAAAUCUAUAUGUUUUGUUUGUCAAACAACUGAGAACCUUUGGAUAUGUGUUAUAUGUGGGUUUGUUGGCUGUGGAAGAUAUAAAGGAGGACAUGCCAUAAUACACUGGAAAGAGACACAGCAUUGCUAUUCCCUAGAAGUGGAAACAAAGCGUGUGUGGGACUAUGUGGGAGACAACUAUGUUCAUAGACUUAUUCAGUCCAAAACUGAUGGGAAGUUGGUUGAGCUGAACUCUCACUGUGUGCAUGCAGACAAGGGAUGUGGAAGUUGCAGCUGUGAAGAUAAUGCCAUGAACGAGACUAUACUUAAUAGUAAAGUUGAAGCUAUUGUCAAUGAGUACAAUGAAUUGCUUGCUACUCAACUUGAAAAUCAAAAAUUAUAUUUUGAAUCCUUAUUACAAGAGGUAAAAGAAGAAACUGAAAGAAAAAUUUCCAAAGCCGUUCAGAAGGCCUGCAGUCUUAAACAGCAGAAGAUUCAGGCCAAGAUUGACAGAUGUAACAAAGAGAAGAAAUUCCUGGAUGAACUUAAUGAGAAUCUUGUAAAAAAUGAGGAGAUUUGGAAAGCAAAGAUACUUGAGAUCGAAGAGAAGGAGAAAAAGGCUUGGAAAACGACUGAUGAUAGAGUAACGGACCUGGAAAAGCAGCUUGGAGAUCUCAUGCUUUGUCUUGAGGGUGGGAAGAUGGUAGAACAGCUGCCCGUGUCAAAUGAAAACAAAGAUGGGACUGUCUUUGACAUUUCAAAAGAAUCCUCAUCAACUAUUGGCUCCGAACUGGGAAGAAAAAGCUUAACAGAAGAAUGAAUUACUCCUUUUAUGGACUGCAUUGCUUAUACUGACUGCAUUGCUCCAUUUUUAUAAUCACAAGUUUAUACAAACUGCAAAGGUGGAUCCACGAGUUGAGAUGCUUCCGCCUGAAUUUUUUCCGUUUCAAAGUGUAUCUAUUUUCCCAGGCUUGUAAAUAGUAAAAUAGAAAGAUUUCCAACUAUCUGAACAGAUGCUCAAGAUUGAUAUCCAAAUAAAUGCAAGCAUCGGGUAGGCACUAUAAUAUCCAAA